Messenger RNA from Aspergillus glaucus CBS 516.65, 786 nucleotides. RefSeq names its product proteasome core particle subunit beta 6 (gene prs3). The coding region runs from base 1 to 786 and encodes 261 amino acids. Lineage: Eukaryota; Fungi; Ascomycota; Eurotiomycetes; Eurotiales; Aspergillaceae. The transcript has 2 exons. The record is from RefSeq and is a predicted model, not a curated record. Gene Ontology annotation, cellular component: proteasome core complex.
AUGACGUCGCUUCUGGGUUACCAACCUCAGAAUGAGGGUGUCGGAUAUUCCUUCUCUCAGCCAACCAGUGUCCCCAUCAAAGAACACUCCUUCUACCCGUAUACCGACAACGGCGGCUCAACUUUGGGCAUCUCAGGUUCCGACUUUGCGAUCCUUGCCGGCGAUACUCGUUCCGUUGCAGGAUACAAUAUCAACUCUCGCUACGUCCCGAAAGUAUUCAAGAUUGGCGGUGAUGAUGAGACUGGAGAGGGUGCCCACAUCCUUCUAGCGGUUGUCGGUUUUGCUGCCGAUGGUCAAGCUCUCAAAGAACGACUUGAUGCCGUGGUGAAGAUGUACAGAUACCAGCAUGGAAAGUCUAUGUCUGUGUCAGCAUGUGCACAGCGGCUCUCGACUAUCCUUUACCAGAAACGAUUCUUCCCCUAUUACGUGCAGGCCAUCCUGGCAGGAUUGGAUGACGAAGGCAAGGGAGCAUUGUACAGUUAUGAUCCCGUUGGCUCGUAUGAAAGAGAGCAGUGCAGAGCGGCUGGAUCUGCUGCAAGCCUGAUUAUGCCGUUCCUGGACAACCAGGUGAAUUGCAAGAACCAGUACAUCCCUGAAAGCGGAGAAGGGCAUGCUUUGGAGGCGAAGAAGCCGGAGCCUCUCCCAAGGGACACGGUCGAACAGCUCGUACGGGAUGCGUUCACCAGUGCUGUGGAAAGGCACAUUGAGGUCGGUGACGGACUUCAGAUGUUGCUUGUUACAAAGACCGGGAUAGAGGAGAUCUACCACCCUCUGAAGAAGGACUAA